Molecule: messenger RNA, 1313 nt
Organism: Eubalaena glacialis (North Atlantic right whale)
Lineage: Eukaryota; Metazoa; Chordata; Mammalia; Artiodactyla; Balaenidae
Product: cAMP-dependent protein kinase catalytic subunit PRKX
Exons: 9
Coding region: 82-1158 (358 amino acids)
Biological process (GO): protein phosphorylation
Molecular function (GO): ATP binding; protein serine/threonine kinase activity
Source: RefSeq, a predicted model, not a curated record
CCCUCCGAGGCUGCGUCCCGGGAAGCCCGGCCCCCCGCGCCCCCCGGCCCGGCCCGGCGCCCCGGACCUGAGCGCGCCCCCAUGGAGGCGCCCGGGCUGGCCAAGGCGGCCGCGGCGGACGCCGACUCCCGAGAGAGCUCGGGGGAGACCCCCGACGGCGCGCCCGCGCACUUCCCCGGCCCCGGGGCGCCCUCGCCGGAGCCGCCCGCCUACCGCUCGCAGGACUUCGACACGCUGGCCACCGUGGGUACAGGGACGUUCGGCCGCGUGCAGCUGGUCCGCGAGAAGAAGAGCACGCAUUUCUUCGCCCUGAAGGUGAUGAGCAUCCCGGAUGUCAUCCGCCUGAAGCAGGAGCAGCACGUCCACAACGAGAAAUCCGUGCUGAAGGAAGUCAGCCACCCCUUCCUGGUCAAGCUGUUCUGGACGGGGCACGAUGACCGCUUCCUGUACAUGCUGAUGGAGUUCGUGCCGGGUGGUGAGCUCUUCAGCUACCUGCGCAACCAGGGCCGCUUCUCCAGCUCCACCGGGCUCUUCUACUCCGCGGAGAUCGUCUGUGCCAUCGAGUACCUGCACUCCAAGGAGAUCGUCUACAGGGACCUGAAGCCGGAGAACAUCCUGCUGGAUAGAGACGGUCACAUCAAGCUCACUGACUUCGGGUUCGCCAAGAAACUGGUGGACAAGACGUGGACCCUUUGCGGGACCCCCGAGUACCUGGCCCCCGAAGUCAUCCAGAGCAAGGGCCACGGGAGAGCUGUGGAUUGGUGGGCACUCGGCAUCCUGAUAUUUGAGAUGCUCUCGGGGUUUCCUCCGUUUUUUGAUGACAACGCAUUUGGCAUUUACCAAAAAAUUCUUGCAGGCAAGAUAGAUUUCCCCAGACAUUUGGACUUCAGUGUCAAAGACCUCAUUAAGAAACUGCUUGUUGUCGACAGAACAAGGAGAUUGGGAAACAUGAAGAAUGGAGCAGAAGAUGUGAAACGGCAUCGGUGGUUCCGGACCACAGACUGGGAGGCUGUCCCAGAAAGGAAACUGAAGCCUCCCAUCGUGCCCAAAGUGUGCAGCGAGGGCGACACCUCCAACUUCGAAGCUUAUCCCGAAAACGACUGGAACGUGGCCCCUCCGGUGUCACAGAAAGAUCUGGAAGUCUUCAAGAAUUUCUGAGCGUGGGCUCCCCACCUGGAAGAAACAGGGUGAUUUGAGCCUGCCCGGGACAGAUGGCUGCCCCCAGGCAGACCUGAAGAAGCAUCUUCUUAAUGGGAUAAGGACUUUUCCACGUUUAUAUACACCCGGAUGUAUAUAAAGAGAUUGCAGAGCCA